Molecule: messenger RNA, 690 nt
Organism: Cokeromyces recurvatus
Lineage: Eukaryota; Fungi; Mucoromycota; Mucoromycetes; Mucorales; Mucoraceae
Product: HIT-like domain-containing protein
Exons: 3
Coding region: 55-342 (95 amino acids)
Molecular function (GO): catalytic activity
Source: RefSeq, a predicted model, not a curated record
AAAAAAAAGUUUGUUUCUUUUUUUUUUUUAAUAUUUAUUUUCGUGCGGCUUAUUAUGUUUUACUGUUGUUGUCUCAGUGAUAUUAACAAAGUCUGUACCUUUUGUAAUAUAAAAGAAAAUAUCGAUUCAAGAAUUGUAUUUGAGACAGAUGAGCUAAUUGCAUUCAGAGAUCGUUCUCCAUCAGCGAAAACUCAUUUACUUAUUAUACCCAAAAAUCACAUCGAAACAGUCAAACAUCUUGAUGGAGGUGACAUAGUAUUAUUACAGAAAAUGAUUAUUCUAGGUAAAACACUAUUGAAAGAACAAGGAUAUAAUCCAGAUGAUACCACACAAGUUAGGUAGUGUCAAUCUCUUAAAAGAGAUCCUUUAUUUAUUUUAUUUUAUUUUUGUCUUCCUCAUAUUUGACGUGUUACUACUAUUGCAGGUUAGGAUUUCAUGUCCCUCCUUUUAAUUCAGUUAAUCAUUUGCAUAUGCAUGUGAUAGGUUUGCCUUUUAAAAAUAAGUAUAGGAGUUUUAAAUAUAGAUCAGGCUAUCCUUGGUAUAUUGAUGCAAAGACUGUUCUUAAUAGACUUGCUGAAGGAAUGAAUCCUGUUUAAAAUAAUAAAAUUCUGAUUGUUGUUGCUAAGUAACAUAGAGUACCUGCCAAUUAUCACCAAAAAUAAAAAAUUAAAUUGCAAAAAUAAGUCGCUC